Molecule: messenger RNA, 2042 nt
Organism: Poecilia reticulata (guppy)
Lineage: Eukaryota; Metazoa; Chordata; Actinopteri; Cyprinodontiformes; Poeciliidae
Source: RefSeq, a predicted model, not a curated record
CCUGGGAUUAUCCAAUCACAUCGAGGACUGCAAACUAACGCUGUUAACGGAACUGUAGUUUUCUUUUUACUACGCAUCCUCCCGUCGGUCACCAUUUUGGGAGUCAAAACAGCCAGCAGGCAGCAGCGGCCACCUCCACGCCUCACCGUGGCCUUACUAUGGUUCACACAUGUGUGGUGGCAGGUUGUAAGAACCGACGGACACCAGGCACCACACUGUCGUUCUACCGCUUCCCACGGGACCCAGAGAGGAAGCAGCGCUGGGUGGCUGCGGUGAACCGAGCGGGCUGGGUACCGAACGACGGCAGCCGGUUGUGCAGUACCCACUUCAUCUCAGGUAAACAAGUCAAGAAUCCACAUUCGCCCGAUUAUGUUCCUUCUGUGUUCACACCAGUUCCCUUCUUCCCAGACAUGAAGGAGCCAGGUGCCUUGGAGAUCCUGGACAAGCAGGAGGCGCGGGUCGAAGCCGCCAAUGCCCUGUUGUUCCUCCAGGGCCAGGGCAGCUCUGUGGUGGACGGGCCGAGCCAAGGCAGGCGUCACGAAAAGGAGGCGCCGGAGGCUGCUGUAGAAAAAAGCGGGUCUUCUUCCUUCAGCACCGAUGAGGACGAGGAGCACGACGAAGCCUCCAAGAGAGACAGGAAGAAAGGAAAGUUUGCCCAGAUGUCUGAAAUAUCCGUAAACUUUGACGACAUCUUGAAAGCACUGAAGAAGGAGAACCGGGCGCUCCGGGAGUCCGUGGAGAAAAUGGCUCUGUCCGAGAACGCCUUCAGGAACGACGCGGAAAAGGUCAAGUUCUACACCGGUUUGCCCAACUACUUCGUCUUAGAGACCGUGAUGUGGCUGCUGGCGCCGCACAUGGACGGGAUGAAAAACACAAAGCUGUCAAAGUUCCAGCAGCUCCUGCUGACCCUCAUGCGCCUGCGGCUGGACCUCCGCAAUCAAGACCUGGGCUACCGCUUCGGGGUGAAAGUCGGCACAGUGGCCAAAACAGUACACCGCAUGGUCAACAUCAUGUCCUCCACUCUGGUGCCGACCGCCGUCUUCUGGCCGUCCAGAGCAGAGCUCCGGAAAAACCUGCCCACUGCUUUGCGCGCAACGCACCCAGACUGCGCCGUCAUCGUAGACUGCUUCACUGUACCCCUCGAGGAGCCGGCGUCGACGGGAACUGAGCACGGACGACAAGAGACGACACUUCCUCGCGCUGAGGGAAUGGCGCAGAGUGAUGGCUCGUUGAAGUAUCUGAUCGGUGUGGCUCCGCAAGGCGUCGUGACUUUCGUGUCGCGGGGCGCUCCGGGCAGCGCCAGCGACAAGAGCCUGGCCGAGGGUUGUGGGUUUCUGUGCAAGCUUCUCCCAGGCGACGUCGUGCUGGCCUGCCGCGACCUGGACAUCGCAGACUCCGUGGCCGCCCGCGGGGCUCUGUUCAAAAUCGCCAGCAAAGSUGAAGCGAGAUCGGAGGGCUCGGCGGGGCCCGACGCCGAGUCCGAGACGGUGGUCGUGCAGAGGCACGUGGAGAGGGUGAUCUCCAUGGUAAAGCAGAGGUACACUAUGCUCACAGGCCCCGUGGAGAGCCCCUUCAGCACCGCCUGCGAGCGCACGUCCAACCUCUCAACCUUUGAUAAGAUUGUGCAAGUCGCUUGUGCCUUAAACAACCUGUGUAUCUCUGCUGCUCCGCUCGAGUGACUCGUACAGAAAGCAAUGCACUACUUAAUGCUGCUCUCCUAACCUUUGACUGUUUCAGACUUCCUGUCAUGUGACUAGUAGGAAAAUUACAUUCAUUUUCACCAAAUCCCAGUUCAGUCACUCCUGAUUAUAAGGAUUAUUCUUGAUCUUGGCUCUAACAUUUGCUGACAUGUUAAGUUGAAGAACGGAAACUCUAGUUUGGCGAGUGGAGGUGGUCCGCAUGGGUUCUGUUUUUCAAACGGUGCCACUUUCAUGCAUUUCAUACAGUUUAAAGUCCCUUUAAUAAAAUGCCACACAAGGCUCAGGAGUGGGCGGAGCCAGGAGUGAAGUCAUCCCUUCUUUCCCUGCUUUGGCACAACAUCA